AUGCCACACACAUCGCGCCGAAAGCGCGCCUCAGUCCCGGCACAAAAACGCCUCCAAGUAACCGACGACGACGGCUGGACCCAUGUCACCAGCGGCAACAACGUGCGCCGCGCAAUGCGCACAGCUCGCGGACCGAACCCGCAGAGUGACAACGCAGACAAAGAGAAAGACACACAAGCUCAAGAACCAGUGCUAGCACCAGCCGAGGCACCAGCGCGACUCACGCUCGACGAGCUACAAAUGCAGUACGCGGCUCAUCGGGAGCGGUGGGUCGAUUCCGAUACAUGGAAGACGCUCACGAGACACCUUGCUGAGCAGAUGAGGGAGAGGGAGCGGAUGGCUUCGCGGGACGAAGCGGUCCGAGGGCCCAUCGACGCGAUUGUCUGCAUCGGACUCGGUAGCCCGAGCGGGUUCCUGCGCGACGGAUGGGUCGAUCGUCGGACGGUCUCGAUGUAUCAGCUCGCAGCACUAGACUGUAUCGCGAAGCAACUAUCCCGCCCGGAUAAUAACAUCCCCCUCUCAUUCCCGAUCUACGCACAAGAUCCCGUCUUCAACACCCUCGACUGUUUACUCCUCGAGUCCCUUGGUAUAACCAUCGUUCAGAACCCAGUCGCCUUCGAGCGCAUUACUCAAAAUACAUUGCUAUUCUGCCCUGGUGCUGAGAAGAAGCACCUUGAGCUGGUCCUGCCUUCGAAUCCGUGUCUUGUUUUCGGGGGACCAUUGGAAUUGGCGGAUUCGGACGUGAUACAGAACUAUAUCUCGAGGGUGGAUUCGCGGGCUUUAGUGCCGUUUUCGAUAAACGAGCAUGCUUUUUGGAAAAUGAGGUUAUACUUUCGUGUUGAUGAGGAGGAUGAGUGA
This is a messenger RNA of Penicillium cinerascens, 858 nucleotides long. RefSeq names its product SRR1 family protein. The transcript has 2 exons. The coding region runs from base 1 to 858 and encodes 285 amino acids. The record is from RefSeq and is a predicted model, not a curated record. NCBI's taxonomy places the organism in Eukaryota, Fungi, Ascomycota, Eurotiomycetes, Eurotiales, Aspergillaceae.